Messenger RNA from Pimephales promelas (fathead minnow), 5544 nucleotides. The record is from RefSeq and is a predicted model, not a curated record. Lineage: Eukaryota; Metazoa; Chordata; Actinopteri; Cypriniformes; Leuciscidae.
AUGGCGGAGCGACUUGAAAGACUACACAGAAAACGGAGAGCUGUGCGCGGUUCCACGACGAGACUUUUGCAAGACAUAGAAACGGAGGUUAGCAAGGAAGAUCCAGUCGUUGACAGAUUAUGUGAACUGUUAGCCAUGUUAUCUGCAAAAGAGGAAACGCUGCUGGAGUUAGAUCACGAAAUAGAGGAGCAUACAGAUGUGGAGGAUCUUGAAAAUGAAGUUGUCGACGCUGAGGAGUAUGGCCAGCGAGUCAUCAGCGCGAAAGCCCGCGUGCGGCGCGUGAUGCAGAGAGUUCGGGAAAACACUGAUAGCAGGCCGCGUGAUGCAGUACCAGCGCAGCGCGGACAAACAGUUAAGUUACCCAAGUUAAUCAUCAACAAGUUCAGCGGUGACAUUAGCUUGUGGCAGGACUUUUGGAAUCAGUUUGAAACGGCCAUUCACAGAAAUGACGCGCUAAGUAAAACAGAGAAGUUUAAUUACUUGAAGACAUAUGUAGCCGGCGCUGCUUCAAAGGCUAUAGCGGGACUGAUGUUGACAGACAGCAAUUACGAUCACGCGAUCGAUCUGCUUCAGAACCGGUUCGGAAGAAAAGAUCUGCUCAUUAAUGCGCACAUGACCAAGUUGUUGAAUCUCUGCCCAGUGAAGAAAUCCUACGACGUGAGUGCUUUGAGACAACUUUACGAUGAAUGUGAAGUACAGAUUCGUAGCUUAGAAUCGCUGGGUGUUGCAUCAGAAGCAUAUGGCAGCUUGUUAUGCCCUGUUCUGCUACAAAUGAUUCCGGAAGACAUUGCACUUCAGUACAGUCGACAAAGAGGAUCCAGUGAUGAAUGGAAGGUCUCAGAAGUUAUGGAAUUUCUGCAGAACGAGAUUUUGAGCAGAGAAAGAACAAUGCAACUGAUUAAGUCAGGUAAUUCCAAAGACAGCCAGCGCUAUCACAAACCAUUUAAAAGACCAGAGACAUUAAUUGAAAUGAAGCAGAAAAAACAUAACAUCCCAUCAGCUGCAGUGCUGCAAACCUCUAGUCAAAAAAUACCAAACUGUCUUUUCUGUGAUAGCGCAGCGCACAAAACAGAACUGUGUACAGUAACUGAAAUUGCUGCACGAAAAGCAAAAUUGAUGAAACUGGGACGAUGCUUUGUUUGUCUUGGACAGAAGCAUAUAGCAAGAUUCUGCAAAGCCAAAGUGUCCUGUACUGUGUGUGGUGGCAGGCAUCAUAGCACUGUGUGUGAGAAAGGAGAAACAACCACUUCAGACAUCGAUGAUAAAGAUGAUGUAGUUUCUUCAUUUGCUUCCCAUUCUGUUAAAAUGCAGUCCGAUAAGCAGAACACGGUGCUCCUUCAGACUGUAAGAGCGUGGGCAGAAGGACCUGGUGGACGUAAAAGCAUUCGCUGCUUACUGGACGGUGGCAGCCAGAGAAGUUUCAUCAGCGAGAACACAGUGAGAGCUUUAAAAUUACCUGUGAUGAAGCAAGAAACGUUCACUCUUCAUACCUUCGGAUCCACAGCACCAGCAACAUCCAGGCGCAACACAGUGAAGGUAACUCUGCAAAGCAUCUGGAACAAAGAUCAGAAAGUGGAAGUGGAAGCUCUCGAAACUCCACAAGUGUGCACUGCUGUGAUGAAGAUUCCAGGUGAGCACAUCCAAGCAGAAAUGAAACGAAAAGGCUUGCAGCUGGCAGACUAUCAAGACCCAGGCACUUGUGAUACAGAGUUGUCUCUCCUGAUUGGUGCAGAUUAUUAUUGGCAUGUGGUGUCAGGCCAAGUGGAAAGAAUCACAGAUGCACUGGUGGCCGUUGAGAGUAUUUUUGGAUGGUCAGUGCAGGGACCAGUCACAAUGUCCAGUGUUUCCGACGCAGCAUGCAUGCACAUCCAUAUCGAUGAAGACACACUGGUUUCAGAACGCUUGAAGGCCUUCUGGGAGACCGAAUCCCUUGGCAUUACCAUGCAGCAGUCCAACAGCCCUGAAGAAGAGGAUGCUCUUCGCAUGUUUGAAAAAACUACUCAGUAUAAGAACGGGCGAUAUGAAGUUGAGCUGCCAUGGCGACCUGACAAACCAGAGCUCCCAGAUAACUACAGAAUCGCAAAGAAAAGAUUUGAAGGACUGAAAAGGAGGUUGCGGUCAGAUGUGGUAAUGUAUCACAGAUAUAAUGAAGUGGUGAAUGAUUACCUUCAGCAGGGCAUUGUCGAAGAUGUUGUGGAGAAUGGAUCAUCUUCAAACGCUGUAAAGUAUUACAUGCCUCAUCAUGCUGUUCUUCGAGAGGACAAGGUAACCACAAAGCUCAGAGUAGUAUUUGAUGCUUCAUCACAUGAAGUUGGGGUUCCAUCAUUAAAUGACUGUCUACUUACUGGUCCUAACCUGAAUCCAGAUCUGCUUGGCAUACUGAUCAAAUUCAGACUGAAUGAGAUUGCUUUUACUGCAGACAUUGAAAAGGCUUUCUUGCAGAUUUCUCUUGCUGAGACGGAUAGAGAUGCAGUGAGAUUCCUAUGGUUCACUGCACUGCCUCAUGAAGACGCAGGUGAAAGGCUACGUGUACUGCGGAUGACAAGAGUGGUGUUUGGAGUGUCCCCGAGCCCAUUCCUCCUAGCGGCUACAGUAAGAAGGCAUCUGAAGGAAUAUGAACACCAAUUUCCUGAAGUAGUAAGGAUCAUCAGAGAAUCACUUUAUGUUGACGACUUAAUCUCGAGUGCAAGUGAUGUUGAGAAUGCUUUCCACAUAACUACUGGUGCAAAAGAGAUUAUGUCUGCAGCUGGAAUGAAUCUUUGCAAAUGGACAACCAACUGUGCUGCAUUGAAGGAAAAAUGGAAGGAGACAAUGAGUGAACCUGCUGAGGAGACAGAAACGCAUGGAUCAGUGCUGAAGGUACUAGGCUUGGUAUGGAGAACUCAAACAGAUGAAUUUGUUUUUGACCUGACUGCACUGUUGGACGCUGUAGCGAAGAGAGAGAAUACUAAAAGAAGUGUUCUAAAGCUAUCUGCUCGCAUAUUCGACCCAAUAGGGUUUCUGACUCCAUUUACUGUGCGAGUAAAAUGUCUUUUCCAAGAGCUGUGGAUACGAGGACUUGGCUGGGAUGAGGAGCUGCCCUCGGAUCUUGCACAAGAAUGGCAAGGAUGGUGUGCAGAGCUACCACAGAUCCAUCACAUACACAUUCCUCGUUGGUAUGGAUCAAAAUGCAUGCAUAGACACAACGCACAUCAACUCCAUGUGUUCUGUGACGCAAGCGAGAAAGCUUAUAGCACUGUUGCUUACCUGCUUCGAGUAGCUGAUGAUGGAACAAAAACAACAUGCCUCGUUGCUUCAAAGUCCAGGGUAGCCCCAUUGAAGAAGAUCUCACUGCCCCGUCUUGAGCUGAUGGGAGCAGUAAUUGGAGCGAGACUCGGAAACAGUCUGUUAAAGCCUCUGAAUAUGGAGCUUCAUCAAGUUCAUAUGUGGACGGAUUCGAUGAUUGUGCUGCAGUGGAUUCGCAGUCCAGCUCACAAAUGGAAACAGUUUGUGGCAAACAGAGUGUCAGAAAUUCAGCUUUUAACCAAUCCUGAAAUGUGGUCUCACUGUAGGAGCAAGUUCAAUCCUGCAGACCUUCCCACCAGAGGUCUGACUGUAGCUAACCUGAAGGAAAGUGAGAUUUGGUGGAACGGACCUUCAUUUCUGACUACACUGAAUCCGUUGGAAGAAAGUGAAGAAGAGACAAGUGACGAAAUUGUGGUUAGUGAGUUAACACAAGAUCAGCAGAUGGUGCAACUCAGCAGCGGUGAAAAACGAGAAAAGGAACCUGUUGUGGACUUAAUGAAGUACAGUAAGCUAAAGCGAGUUCUGCGAGUUACUGCUUGGAUUAAGCGGUUUGUGCAUAAUGCCAGUUCAAGCUCCAAGAUGCGUGGUGAGUUGACUGCAGAUGAAAUGUUUGAAGCUGAAAAGUAUUGGAUAAAGUUGACACAAGAAAGAAGCUUCAGUCCUGAAAUCAGUUCGCUGAAAGCUGGAAAGACAUUGAACGCAGACUCAAAAAUCAGAGAUUUAAGACCUUUUCUGGACGAGGACGAAUUGCUCUGUGUUGGAGGCAGACUCCAACAGUCAGACUUCAGCUACAGAGAGAAACAUCCAUGGAUUUUGCCCAACAAAGACAGAUAUUGUGAGUUGCUGGUCCAGUACAACCAUGAAUUCAUCAUGCAUUCUGGUUUGAGAGACACACUAGUGCAAACAAGAAGUAGAUACUGGAUUUUGAGAGCCAGACAAAUCGUUAAAGGUGUUUUGUCAAAAUGUACUGUGUGUAAGAGAUUCAAAGUCAAGCCCGCACAGCAGGACACGGCUCCAUUGCCAAGGGACAGAGUAUCUGAGAAACCACCAUUUGAAGUGACUGGCAUAGACUUUGCAGGACCGCUGUAUGUGAAGGGUGAUCGUGCAUUAUGCAAGGCUUAUGUUGCUCUGUUUACAUGUGCUGUCACGAGAGCGGUGCAUUUAGAACUGGUUUCAAGUCAGUCGACAGAGAGUUUCUUGUUAGCACUCAAGCGAUUUAUUUCCAGAAGAGGGUUGUGUAAAGUCAUCUAUUCGGACAACGCCAAAACCUUUAAAAGAGCAAACCAAGACCUUAGUGAGCUGUGGAAAGCCAUCAAAGAUCCACAAAUCCUGGAAUACUUCUCAGGAAAAGGAAUAACUUGGCGUUUCAUUGUAGAACGAGCUGCCUGGUGGGGUGGAUUUUGGGAAAGACUUGUAAGGUCUGUGAAAAUGAGCAUGAGGAAGGUGCUAGGAAAGGCAUCGCUCACAUUUGAAGAAAUGUCUACGCUUCUUGCAGAAGUAGAAGCCAUACUGAAUUCCAGACCUCUCACUUUUGUUCACAAUGAGCUUGAUGAGCCGCAGCCACUAACGCCAGCACAUUUCUUAGUUGGUGAACGACUCACUUCACUACCUCCAAAACCAUUUCCAGCCGACUAUGAUCAUCCCACUGUGAGUAAGGGUGAUAUGACAAGAAGGUGGAGAUACAGAAACCGACUCAUGACCAACCUGUGGAAUCGUUGGAGGAGGGAUUAUCUACUGGAUCUGAAAUCUGCACAUUCCUGCAACACGCAGAAACCUACUCAGUUGAAAAUGGGUGACGUUGUGCUCAUAGGAGAUGUCAAUAUGCCGAGACAAACCUGGAAAUUGGGAAAGAUUGAAGAGCUGUUUCCAGGCAGAGAUGGCAAAGUUAGAUCCUGUGCUUUGCGUACAUCCACAGGGACUGUGUUGAAGAGACCCGUUCAAUUGCUUUAUGCAUUAGAGAUUUAAGUUGAUGAACAUUUGUUCAUGGGGGGGAGGAUGUUGUGAAUUAAUCAGAAUAGAAAUGUGAAUUUGUUAUCUUUAAUAAUAACAGAAACAGUUUGACAUUAAUGGGGGUGUUCAGCUUUAAGAGAAUUCUACCAAUAAUGCAUCAGUGUAUGUGAGGAAAAAAAAGAGAAAGAGAUUGUUUUCAUGUGCGAGCGCUGUAUCUAAUGAUUCAAGUUCAGAAACUUCAGUAAACAGUUCAGUUUAUUCAAUUCAAGUCGUCAGUGGUCAUUAUUGCUGGUCAAGGAAGAAAAUACA